This is a messenger RNA of Manihot esculenta (cassava), 1527 nucleotides long. Its product is annotated as protein GrpE. The transcript is spliced from 4 exons. Gene Ontology annotation, molecular function: adenyl-nucleotide exchange factor activity; protein homodimerization activity; protein-folding chaperone binding. Gene Ontology annotation, cellular component: chloroplast. The coding region runs from base 131 to 1063 and encodes 310 amino acids. Gene Ontology annotation, biological process: protein folding. Lineage: Eukaryota; Viridiplantae; Streptophyta; Magnoliopsida; Malpighiales; Euphorbiaceae. The record is from RefSeq and is a predicted model, not a curated record.
UGAUCCAAGAUAGACUAUCAUAAAUGGAACACCAUACAACUUCUCUUCCUCAGUGCGACACUGCGCUGUCUAGUUUCCCUUUCAAUUCCACUACACUCCUACCUCUCUCCCACUCUUACUCCGCCCUUCAAUGGCGACUGCCCUUAAAACGCCACUGUUUAGGGCGUCACUCAAGCCUCGACUGCUUACCACAGCCGCCACCAACAAUAUUUCCUUAAAUUCUUCCCUUCUCUCUUGUCUUCCAUUUAAACAUAGAAGCAUUAGCGCCAAACUUUCUCCCACAAAUUUUCCCCAGUUCGCCGCCAAAUCUUCUCCCCGGUUGGUAAAGUUCGUUCCUUUCUGUUCUCAAGCAGAAACCAAAACCACCGAGUCUCAAGAGAUUCAGGAACCAGAAAUACAGGCAUCACCCUCUGCCCAUGAUUCUUCAGAUAUCGAAGUUGUUGGGGAAGACGAUGCUAGUGAUGUGGAAGAUAGUGCCAGCAGUGAAGAUGUUGCUGAUCUUGAAGAAUCACCUUCUUCAAUCAUCAUGGCUUCUCUCCAGUCAUACAAAGAAGCUUUGGCAAGUAAUGAUGAGUCCAAAAUUGCUGCAUUUGAAGCUUUUCUAAAAUCUGUUGAAGAUGAGAAAAUUGAACUUGAAAAGAAGGUUACUAGUUUGACUGAAGAACUGUUAAUAGAAAAAGAUCGUAUUCUCAGGAUUAGUGCAUACUUUGACUAUUUCCGGAAGAGCAGAGAGAGGGAAAGGCUUUCGUUGGUAACAAAUGCAAAAGGGGAAAUUGUGGAGAGCUUGUUGCCUGUUUUGGAUAAUUUUGAGAGAGCUAAAUCCGAGAUUAAAUUGGAAACUGAAGGAGAAGAGAAGAUCAAUAACAGCUAUCAGAGCAUAUACAAGCAAUUCGUACAAAUUCUAGGUUCACUUGGUGUUAUCUCUGUGGAGACGACAGGGAACCCCUUUGAUCCGUCGGCAAAGAACCGAGUUGGCUCAAAACUUAGUCAAGUACUUGGUGAUAUAAUUCGAAAGUUUGAUCAAGUUUAUUCAGGUUUUAUGAAGAAUUGGAUACGCUUUUAGCUGAAACCAGGUCAUUGAUCGAUUCAAGCCAACUUGUUGCAUGAAGCGAUUAUGCGUGAGGAUUCAACAGAAUUUGAAGUGCGUAUCAUGCUUGAGGAAUUUUGCAAGGGGUUCCAGCUUGGUGACAGGCUUUUGCGCCCAUCAAUGGUGAAAGUAUCAUCUGGUCCAGGUCCUGCAAAGCCUGAACAAGUGGGUUGUUCAUCAGGAGGAGCUGAUACUGCAAACAAAACCACCCAGGACAUCGAAGAACCAAAAACUUCUUAAGGGACAAUAUGCUCAACCUUGACAAGUUUUAUAAAGGCAUAAUCUAUAUUAAUGUGAUAUCGUUAGGAGCCUCAGAUUGUUUUUCAUGUAAUAUGAUGUUGAAACUGAAAUGUCUCUUUUUUAGGGGAGGAGACCUAAAAUGAUUGGGAGAGCAGUGUUAAAGAUUUAUGAUCAAUAAUAUUUACAGUAUCAAUCUAGGC